UCGGUUUGGUGUUAUCGCUGUCGACGGCAAACAGUCACACUUAUUCACACUUAUUCGGAAUCCGAAAUAAAUUCUCUUCUGGAUUUUAGUGCAAUUAAAAGGCGUAGUUGUGAAAAGAAAGUUUGCAGCAAAGAAAGUGCAGUUUCCUCCGCUGAACGCUGACCGCUCAACGCUCAUUGCUUGACGCUUGACGAAGAUCACCGGCCCCCUUCUCUCGUCCAAAUGGUCACCAUGGAGAACAGUGACGAGAUCCUGCAGAUCCUAGAGCGCUUCACUCGUCUGAAGCAGAAAGAGAUACCUAAGGAGCUGGAAGACUAUCUGCAGUAUGUCGCCAAGACGGGCGAAACCAUCUUCAAGUGGUCCAGCAUCAAGUAUCUGUUCCGUGAGAAGUUGCUCAGCGUGAUUAAGCACUUUAACGAGGACUCGCCGCGCCUGGAGGAGAUUCCCAACUACCCGAACGUGGAUCCCUUCAACUACGAGACGAUGAAGUCCUCGUUGCUGGAACGGUUAGACCUUUUCACUGGCCCCUUCACCGUGCAGCGGCUUUGCGAGCUACUCAUUGAUCCGCGCAAGCAAUACUCCCGGAUCGACAAGUUUAUGCGAGCCCUGGAGAAGAAUAUUCUAGUCGUUAGCACCAUUGAUCCGGGACGCAAGCGCACCGAGAGCGAGAACGGUGAUUCCCUUGAUUCAGUUGUGAACGGCGACCUGUCCCUUGAGGUUAACAUUGAUAUAGAAAUGGAGAAUGAAGCUCUAAUUAACAACGGGAACGCCGAGGAGGGCUCUGGUUCAAGUUCAGGCACCAGUUCGGGAGGCGGUGCCGUCAAGGCUAGCUGUCCGCGGUCAGACGACAAUGAUCUGCCCAAGGCAAAGAAGGCCAAACUGGAAAUCGAGGGCGAUGAUCUUCCGGAGGCCGAUCAAGAGGCCGAUUCCGAAGUGGCUUCAAAGACCAAGAAGGACGAAGUUAAGAUUGACAGCGACGAGACUGAUGCCCCACAGGAGGCGGCCGAGAUUGAGGAGCCCGACGAGGAGUUGGAAGAGGCGGAUGAGUCAAAGACAGCAAAGCAAGCUCUCAAUGGCAGCAAGCAGAAGGAGACGGAGGGAAGUGAUACUCCCACUUCUGAAACUGCCCAGGACUCACCGAUUGCCAAAUCUCCCGAGGCUGUAAGCGAGCCACUUACCGCUGCCAAGGAAAAAGCGGAGGAGGUAAGUGAAAAGGAGGCGGCCGGAGAACCGCAGGAGAAGAUUAUCGAAAAGCAGGAGACCGAAAAGGCCGAAAAGACAGACAAGCCAGUGGAACAAUCAAUCGAAAAGCCUGCUGACGAGGAGGCUCCAGCAGCCAAGGAAAGCCAAGAGAAGGAUACCAAGGUGCACGAGGAAAAUGAGAACGAAAAAGCAGAUGCCGAGGCUAAGCCUGCAUCAGCAGAUAAGGCCGCUGACGAGAAAGCUGCUUCAGCUGAAUCGAAACCGGAGACCAAGGCCGAGGACAAGCAAGAGCCCGAGGAAAGGAGAGCCAAAGACGAAAAGACUGAAACUGCGUCUGCUAAGAAGCCGUCGCCGCUGCCAGAGGAGAAGCAAGGAAAAGGAAAGGCUGACGAGCCAACCGAUAAACCCGAGAGGAAAGAGGACGAAAAGACUGCCAAGGCUGCUGGAUCAGGCAAGGAACCAGUAGUGGAGCCAGAGGGAGAGGACUCUUCACCGGUUGCCGAAGAAUUGGCCGCCGCCACCACACCGCAAUCUCCGGUUAGCGCCGCUGCCGAGUCCGCCGAGACGCCGCCGGCUGAGGCAGUCGAUGAUGCAGAUGCGGAUGAGGACUCUCCCGUUGCCGCCGUAACUCCACCGGCCCUGGCCCUUAACGAUCAACCCAUGGAGGAUACACCGGCCGAGGAGGAGCCUCGUGUUUCGCCCUCGGCCGCCGUUGAGGAAGUGGUAAUGGCCGAGAGCGGUCCGCCGCCAGCCGCCGAAAUGGCCACUGAUGAGGCCGACAAGGAGGUCGCCAUGGAGGUUGACGACACUAGCCAGGAGGUGAUGAUCCAAUAAGCAUAGCCCACUGCAUGCAUCCGUGCGCCGCAUACAACUACAUUCAAAUACUACUCCAUAUAACUAGAAACGUAAGACAAGCGCCCCAUCCCGCGAGUACCCUAGACGAUGUACUCCCUCCUUCGCUACACUACUGAUCACACCUCCGGGAAGGAGGCCCCUUCAUAGCCGUAAGAUGUCGGUCAGGCCGCUAAAGCACUGGACGACUCUGUUAAAAGUUCCAUGUUCCAUCAUACACCAUUUGUAUUUAUGUAUUUUAAAUGAAUUCUAUACGACGUGGAUGGGUGCUGAAACGAACGGAGCAGCAACGAAAACCGCCAAAACAUCGAAAUAUCAGAAGGCGAAUCAAAUAUGUGUGCCCAUCCAGGCUAUAGACAAAACCCCCUUUUCCCUACCCGACGAAGGACAAGUCCGCGCAUCACCACCACUGUCCCGCUCCUCCUUCCGUUUUUUUUUUUAUUAACUAUCCUAAUAGUAGACGCUGCCCAUGGCGCAAGCUCGAGAAGCUGUGAGCGAUCGAACACACACACAAUAAACACUAUCUAUACAAUAGACCA
This is a messenger RNA of Drosophila serrata, 2594 nucleotides long. RefSeq names its product Protein phosphatase 4 regulatory subunit 2-related protein (gene PPP4R2r). Gene Ontology annotation, cellular component: protein phosphatase 4 complex; nucleus; cytoplasm. The record is from RefSeq and is a predicted model, not a curated record. NCBI's taxonomy places the organism in Eukaryota, Metazoa, Arthropoda, Insecta, Diptera, Drosophilidae. Gene Ontology annotation, molecular function: protein phosphatase regulator activity.